AUGGACCCAAGCUCUUAUAAAAAUUUUCCCGUGUUCUAUUUGAAAAAAGAAGAUCCAAAAAAUGUGGAGAAUAACAAUUUCACUCCAAACUUAAAUGAACUGGAAGAAUACAUUAAUAGUUGUUUCAAUUUCUUACCAUACGAAGAACUAAUAGUUGACAAUAAGAGGAAAUUCACAGUCGAAGGACUUUGUCAUUUUUUUGUUUUUUACAAUUGUGAUAAAUUAAUAUGCUCAAUAAUAGAAAAACAAUGUAAAAUUAAAACAUUACUUUUUUUCAACCACUUGGACGUCAAAAUAGAAAAUAAAUGUUUUAAAAAUGGGGAACAUUUUCUAAAACAUUUUGUACAAAUAUGGAAUAACUUUUCCAUAGUUAUAGUACAUUUAGAAGAUUUAUUGAAAUCAUUCAAGAUGUAUAAUAAAAUUACACUCUCCAAUUUUGAAUGCCCCUCUUAUAUAUUUAAUACAUUGUGGAAAAAAUAUAUAAAUACUUUUACCUAUGUAAAAAUUAUACUCAUUCGUAGUGCUUGUGAUUAUUUGAAAUAUGACAAAAUAUUUUGCGAAUCGAAGUUUUAUGAGUAUAUAUGUCUUAAUAUUAAUGAGGAAGAUUCCGAAUGUAAAGAAGUUGAGUAUGAACGAGGAGUUCCAUUUUCUACCCCUAAGGAGGAAGAAAAAGAUAAAUCAAAUGGAAACCUUAACAGCACUGGAUUGAAUGACUUUCAAUAUGCUCAUACUAUUGUCAGUAUGGAUAAUCCAUUCAAAAUCGAGAAAAAUAUGAACAACGACUAUACCAACACUAAUAGCUAUGAUAAUUUAAAGAGAUACUCCGUUUCCUUCAAGAUGGAAGAAGACGAAAGAGGAAAUUUCUGUGAAAACACAAGUGAGCAAAAAAAAGUUAGAGAUGGUACCCAGAAAGGAGACAUCAAUGAAGGCUAUUGUGUUAGCUCCCCCUUUUUGAUGAAUAUCGAUAAUGGAAUAGAAAACGGAAAGAAUGAUAGUGAGCACAGCAAUAUUAUAAGCAACGUUUUGAACAAUGGAAAUGAUAUGAGAAAAGACAAAACAGAUAAUAUAAAAAAUAUAGAUGACAAACUUGUUACCGCAGGCCUGAAAAUUAUAAACAUGCUGGACAUUUAUGACGAGUUUGAGGAAAGUUACAAAAAAGACACGUAUUAUUAUUAUCAUGAGAAAAUAAAGACACUUGUAAUGAAUGGAGGCAGUACCUCACGGAAAGAUAUAUGUCCAGAUUUUGAAAUGAAUAUUCAUAACCUGCCCACGGAAAUUGAAAAUUGUCUGUGUCAUGAACAAAUACGAUGUCGUAAAUUUUUUAAAGAAGAAACAGAAAUAUCUAUUUUGAAAAAGUUAAAAGAAAUAUUAAUCGUAAGAUAUAAAGAUAUACUAUUUAAAGAUACACAUAUAAAGCAUUAUAUUAUGAAUGAAAAAUAUGAUUGCUUGAGGGUGUUAUAUUUAUUUUCUCUUCAUUUAAACACAACAGAACAUUUUUGCAAUAUAUUUUUCAACACAGCCGAAGAAAUAGGUGUUGAUAUAAUAAAAGAUGUAAUUAAAAGUAGGAACACUUUGAACAUGUUGUAUGAUUCACUUAUACGAUUAGUAAAUUACAAAUUAAAUAUUGAUAGAAUUAUUAUCAUAUCAUUUCGAUAUUCUUCCUAUUUUACCAAAAAAUGGAAAGAAGUGUUUGAGCACUUUUUAAACAAGGGAACACAUGCAGAAAGUUACAUGCCAGUGAUACUUAGUAUUUACUUGAACAACUUGAUGGUGAUGUAUAAUGCAGGUUUGAAAAAACUUAGAAAAUAUUAUAUUAUAAAUAAGCAAUUUAAAAAGGGAAGGAAUAAAAAAAAUUGCGCACUUUUUGAAAAAAAUUGGAAGAGUUUUUGCAACGAAUCACUAAUUGAAGGAAUGGAACUGGAGAGCACAAUUUCAACCGACAGUGAUACUGUAUUGUUGAUGAAAAAAUAUUUGAAAAAAAAAAAAAAAAAAAAAAAAUUUACCCAUAGUGAUGAGUUAUUACAUAUGCGUCGUAUGACACAAAGUGAUGAAGGUACACAUCGUAAAUAUUACGAUGAAACUUUUUUUGAAAAAAAUGAUAAACAGGAUUAUAUCCGAAACAGUGAUGGUGAAAGUAGCUGUAGCUCUGUCGAUAAAAAUAUACUUGUACAUUCGAAAAAAAUUGAAAAUCUAUUUAAAAAAUAUCACGACAUAGGGAAAUAUAUUAUGAAUAUUAUAACAAUUAUACUGAGCCUUUUUAAAUACUUAAGUGACAAAGAAAAAUUUGAAAAAUAUUAUCGAAUUUUUAUGUGUAAAAGAUUAAUAAAUGAUAAGAAUUUUAAUAUAGUUCUGGACAUAAAAAUAUUUAAAACACUUAAAAAAGAAUGUGGUCCACAAUUUACCAAAAAAAUUGAAACUAUAUUGAAAGAUAUGAAAAUUUCAAGUAAAGGUAUGCAUGAAUUUUACAAGGAAUAUCCACACAACGGUAUAAGAUUACUGAAAAAGAAACAGUAUUCAGUUAACGUCAUAUUUAAUGAUGCAUGGGACUAUAACAAAAUAGAUAAUGAUAACAUUAUAUAUCCCCAAAUCAUAAAAUUAUGCAACGAUUAUUUUUGUAAAUAUUAUGCACAUGCUAAUAAAGCUAGAAAUAUUAAGUUUCUUCCAUUAUAUGGGCUAUGCACUUUGAAAGUGAAUUUUGAAAGAAUAAAAAAAAAAAAAUACUCAAAUUCGGACAACAACCCAUUAGCCAGCCAGGAUCCGUGUGAAGACAUUCUCCAAUCUGCAACAGGCUCGACACUGGAGAAGAAUGGUGAGCUCAUCGAAAAUUUAAAUUGUAACGCGCCCUCUUUGGAUAAAGAUGACCAUAACUAUAAUGAUAAUUAUAACAACAAGAAGAGGAAGUUCCACUUUACGGUUACCACACUGCAGGCCACUGUUUUGCUACUGUUUAAUGAAAAAUAUGAGUAUAGCACAUACGAACUAGCUAAUUUGACAAAUUUCCCAAAAAAUAAUUUAAUAGAGCAUUUACAAGCCAUAUACAAUGGUGAAGAUACGAACAUUUUGAUUUAUGAUAAAGUAAAUGAAAUAUUCAAAUUAAAUUUAUGCUUCAAGGCAAACAAUAAAUAUUUAAUAGUCAAUUAUUUAGACCAGACAUAUAUGGAUAACACUGCUAUACCUGCAUUAACACAGGAGGAUGAUGAAUUUGAGGACAGAAGUUUACACAUUGAUGCAGCUAUUGUGAAACUUUUAAAAUCAUGUGGAAAAUCAUCCGAGAGGGAAAUAUAUUCAUACGUACACCAAAAAGUUAACAGCAUUUCAAAUGAACAAAUUAAAAACAGAUUGACAUCCCUGCUAAAUAGGGAGUAUAUAUCCUUCCAAAAUAAUAGUUAUUUUUACGAGUUGUAA
Messenger RNA from Plasmodium gonderi, 3405 nucleotides. RefSeq lists its product as hypothetical. Gene Ontology annotation, molecular function: ubiquitin protein ligase binding. Gene Ontology annotation, biological process: ubiquitin-dependent protein catabolic process; protein ubiquitination. Lineage: Eukaryota; Apicomplexa; Aconoidasida; Haemosporida; Plasmodiidae. The record is from RefSeq and is a predicted model, not a curated record. The transcript is spliced from 2 exons. Gene Ontology annotation, cellular component: cullin-RING ubiquitin ligase complex. The coding region runs from base 1 to 3405 and encodes 1134 amino acids.